AUGGACUCGCGCGUGUCAGAGACCCGGGAGGGCUACCUGAAGCAGUUGCAGCGCAUGCAGGCGCCCAAAAAGAUCAAGACUGUGAAGUUUUCCAAGCCUCUUUAUUCUCUCUCGUGGGAGAGUUUGACUUCUACUGUCGUUGAAAUGUUUGACCUGCUGGAUGCAGAACAGGCCAUCAACUCUGUCCUGGACUUGGCCUCACUCUUUCCGGACGGUGUAUUUCCCGAAAAGCAGACGCAAGCGUCGGAGGCUGCCGCUUCGUCUGCUGACCAGGAGCUGUCUCCGGCAGGCGGAGUUUCGGCUGAC
This is a messenger RNA of Dibothriocephalus latus, 306 nucleotides long. Lineage: Eukaryota; Metazoa; Platyhelminthes; Cestoda; Diphyllobothriidea; Diphyllobothriidae. The record is from the annotation of a GenBank genome assembly.